UUAACGUUAUAUUGAAAUGAUUCUGAUAGCUCAGUCUUCGAUGUAUCCAAAUGUAUUUGUUUCUCACUCUUCGCAAUAAAUUGAUUUUAUGAUUUCUGUGCCGGCCGGUUUUACUUUUCUGAAAAAUAUAUUUGAUGAAAUGUAAAAAUAAUUAUUGUAAAAUGGUUGUUAAAUACUAAACAAAAUGUCAUUUACUAUUCUUUGCUCAUUUGUGUUAACAUUUUAUGUGGUUAUAUGGUUUUUUGACUCUUUUUUCAAGAGUUGUAUGCACUAUCCUUACUACGCUUUUCUGGAUGGAACUGGGUUAAAAAUUGGAAUAUUAAACUUUACAUGGACAACCACUGCAUUCAACAGAUUUAUCUACAGAUGGAGUAAAAAUCUUGCUCGAAUACUACGAAAAUGGUUUAACUGUGGAUAUAUUUUUACGAUCGGCUUAUUUCUACCGUUUGCCCUCUGGACACUUCUAUCAAUUAUUUUUGAGCAUUUUAAUGAUACAAUACAAAUAGAUAAUGUUCUUGAAGUAAAAGCUAUGUUACCUGGUGUUAAUAUACCUGCUUCAGACUUUUGGGUUUACUUUGUUGCAAUUGGAUGCAGUUCUAUAUUUCAUGAACUCGGUCAUGCAGCUGCUGCUUCACAGGAAGAUGUUCAGCUUGUUGCGGUUGGGGUGUAUGUGUUUGCAAUAAUACCUCUUGCCUUUGUCCAGUUAAACACUGAACAUCUAAAUAGCCUUGGUAUAACAAAAAGGCUGAAAAUAUACUGUGCUGGAGUCUGGCACAAUGUUACACUUGCAUUUUUAGCGCUGUUAUUAUUUUUCUCAGCCCCAAUUCUAUUUAGUAUUGCAUACCAGACUGAUAUUGGAGUAAGAGUUACAGAACUCACAGAUGAUUCUCCAUUAAAAGAUGCCAGAGGACUUCAAGUGGGAGAUGUUAUCACAUCCAUUAAUGAUUGUCAUGUUAAGAAUUCAAAAGAUUGGUCAUACUGCUUACAUGUAGCUCAUGAUCGGUUUGGCAUAUGUACAAGUGCUGAAUAUAUAGCACAGAAUGAUGAAAUAAUGAUGGAGACUAUCAAAGAAAAUGAUGUUGUUGAAUGCUGUCGUAAAAAUGAUUUGUAUAGUUUUUGCUUUGAAUAUAUGGAACCAAAAGCAGUUGUUGACUCAGUGUUACCAGGGCAAUAUUCUUGUUUAAAGCCCAGAGAUAUGGUUAGGAAUAAAUUAAUCAAAUGUACCGAGACAAAUGGUUAUACCUGCCCUAGAAAUAUGCACUGCUUAAAACCAUCACUGAAUAAUCAAACAUACCUCAUAAUUAUAGAAAGACAAGAUGAUAAUGCAGUUCUUUAUUUAGGAUUGCCUUAUGAUAUACAUAAAACAGUAUUUGUUGAUCAAUAUUUUCCGAGAUGUGCCAUUAUUUCAUUUUUCUCACCAUCUCAGUUUGAAAAGCUUUUGCGAUAUAUUUUUAUAUUUUCUAUGGGUAUAGGAUUUUUGAAUGUUCUGCCUUGUUAUGGUACUGAUGGACAUCACAUUGCAAGAAGUAUCAUUCAGUUGUUAGCGAAAUACUUAAAUAAAAAUGGCGAUUUCAUAACAUUCUUUACUAUAUUGACUAUAUUUGUAGGUACGGGCCUAACUGUGCCAAUAUUAUUGUAUUUAUUUUAUAAAGCAAUAUUUGUGGAUAAUUAUUAAACAUAUAAUUCUCAAAUAAUGUUAUUAGUAAACUAAAAGUUUUAAUAGCAUCCAUGUUAUAGUACUUAGGUGUCCAGAAUUUAGUCAAAAUGGUAUGUAAUCAUUAUUCAUAGAAUUUGUAUAAAAUGAAAUACAAAAUACAUGAUCAUGAUCAAUAUAUGAUCUAGUUUUAAUAAUGAAAUGUUUUGUUAUAUUAUAUUUAAAUUAUGUUAAUAUUUAUAUGUAA
Messenger RNA from Nymphalis io (European peacock), 1901 nucleotides. It is a transcript of the gene S2P, whose product is annotated as membrane-bound transcription factor site-2 protease. The record is from RefSeq and is a predicted model, not a curated record. Bases 185 to 1675 code for a protein of 496 amino acids. Gene Ontology annotation, cellular component: membrane; cytoplasm. The transcript has 2 exons. Gene Ontology annotation, molecular function: protein binding; metalloendopeptidase activity. Gene Ontology annotation, biological process: regulation of response to endoplasmic reticulum stress; membrane protein intracellular domain proteolysis. NCBI's taxonomy places the organism in Eukaryota, Metazoa, Arthropoda, Insecta, Lepidoptera, Nymphalidae.